Messenger RNA from Porites lobata, 13375 nucleotides. Lineage: Eukaryota; Metazoa; Cnidaria; Anthozoa; Scleractinia; Poritidae. The record is from the annotation of a GenBank genome assembly.
GCAUCGUCCUAUGGCAACCGCUUGCUCAACAGAAUCAGUAAUCAGGAAGGGCAAUUAGUUCCUUUCCAUUAACGAUUUUCUUGGCGAUGUGUGAUGUUAGAAAGCUGCUAAAAUGAUGUUCUCCUUACUUAGUCAAGGAUAUGGGACUUACGAUGGAACAGCAAAAAAAGAUUAUCAAGAAAUCGCGGACCAAAAGGUAUCGAACGUAACUGAUCAUCAGUCUUGCACUCGUAUAAUUUGCAGCAGACGAAUCCAUCAUGUCAUUUUUCGUGUUCUUCUUGGUAUAAACUCUGGUCAAAAAGAAGUGUCUGAUUUUACACUUCUUUUGAGAAUGAUUUUGUGUAUGGCUGUUGCUCGAAGCGUGAAGGCUUUUUAGAGCUCAUUUGCAGGAUUCGAUUCUUCCCGAGUUAAUCCCGCAUUCUAUCGCGUGCUUAGGUUUUGCUCCAUUAAUGUAUCGCGGUUCUUUCGUUCGAACGUGUAAGAGAUCCCGCCACUAGCUUCUCCGAGCUUCAAUAUUGAGUAUAGUACACGGAGUUUUGUUAAAGUGUUGUUCGAAUUCAAUAUCGGGGUCAGCGUGUUUUAUAUUGACUUUUUGAUGUCGCGGUACGUAUAAAGUCAUUGAAACCAGUGAUUCCUGUCGAGCCGGGCAUUCUAUUGUGGAGAAACAAUACCUUACAAAAAUAAUAAAUCUUCCCAUAAUUGUCAUUGCAACACGAAAUUUUCGUUCGCUCGACGCGAAUUUUGUCGGAAUAAUCAAGUUGGCACUGUCCAAGCAUGCUAAUGUGCUUUAGUUUACAAAUUGUAAACAAACAGCAAAGUUUCAUAAAGCUCAAAACAAUACGUAUAAUUAUUUUUACAUGAAAGGCUCUAAGACUUUAAUACCAGCGAUAAUUCUUCCAUUUUUGUGUUCAAGACUCUCUUGUUCCAAAAUAAUUAGAAUGCUAUGGUAAAAUUUUUUUCUUCAAGACGGAUUCGUCGAUUUAUCAUCUUUGAAGCUUAUUUCCAUAAGUUGUUUUGAUUAAACUUUUUUCAACCAUCGCAGCUGUUAAUAAUCCCUGUGGAUAACUUUGACAGAGCUCAGAUUUGACCGGCAAAUGUCAACUUUUUAUGUCCGUGCCAAAUAAUCGUUGGAAGUUUGACACAUUAGUAAAAUUAAUUUGACAGAUUUAUUAAAACUGUGUCAAUUCCGUUUCUGAUCAGGCCGGUAUAAUAAGUUUUGAAUAAAUUUAAUAUGAGGCACUAUAUCAUAGUGAACUCGGUAUGCAAUGUUGGAUUUUAAUUAAGCUAUAAAACAUAACACUGGUUACUUGGGGAGCCAUAUGUAUAUAAGGGCAAUCUGCACUAGCAGACAAAUUUGGAAUUGUCUUUGAAAUAUCUAAACCAAAAAUUGUAUGGAAAGAAUAAUGGCUUUACAAGAAGUGAUUGACAAGAAAAACACAUUAUAAUUUAGUUUGUCAAUUUUGACACGUUUUUGCCUGGGAUAACUUUUGUCCACGGCACCUUUGAAGAUUUUCCUGUCUCAGACAAAAGUUGUAUAAGUGCGACAAACCAUCUGAAUUUGUUAAGCAUUGGAGAGGACAGAAAAUUUGUCUAAAUAAAUAGCUUUUUUGCUAGUGUGGAUCAGCCCUAAUGCUCCGUCCAACGUUCAAAACUGUUAUACCUAGCAACUUAAAAUUGUAGUGUCAACCCUGAUUUAGCAGGAGCCAACACCAAUAACAGUUCACAUAAUGCAAGCCUGAUUUAAAGUGCAUCUUUUUUUCAUGUAGGAGUAUUUUUCUUUGGACGAUCUCCAUUUGCCCCCCAUUGGAUCAAAUUACAGAAUACCACCACAAAUUGAGGUGUCAGAUUACCAGGCUGGACCCAGAUAUGAGAACAAGUUAUUUAGAUUACCUAAGGUAGAUAACACUAAGCAAUCAUGUAUAAAUGUACCGAAGACCUACACAACAAGGAAAGGAGCAUUACUUUUAUAUGCAGAGGACUUUUUCCUGCCUGGUUCUCCGAAACCAAGAAAGAAGCGCCACAGAAUUAAGAAACAAUCGUCUCUUAAGUUAAAGACAAUCAGUGACUUGAGGAACUCCAUCUUGGACUAUAAGAAUGGGGUAUGUAUGGUAUUAUGCUGUGUAGGAUUUAAGUACUUUAAAAUGAUUAAAAGGUUUAGGGUGCAUUUGCUUGACCUUAUUCUGGAAAAAGAAUAUACAGAUGUUUUGAUACAAUUUAUUUCCUGGGAUUUUUGAACCACUGGUAUGCUACAAUCUACAUGCAUCUUCAGUUAAUACUGUGUUUCCUCUAAAUUUAUGUAUGAAUGGUUGAACAAAUAGUUUCUCAAAUUUAUUCCACUUAUUCCAGUAUUUCUAUAAUAUGGUCAAAUGGAUCAACCCUUAAAAGCAUGAUGCCAUCCUAUAAAAAUAAUUUAAUGCUACCUUCAGAAUAUUCCUUUCCCUGUGGAAAGUGGCCAAAGCCGAUGUUCAGCAAAAUUAAAAACAAACCAAAACACAACACAAUAAAAUAGUACCAUGUGCAAGAAGCACUUUGUACAGCAUAAUAAACAGUACCACAGGAAAGUACUGCUCAGUAGCUUUCAUUUGAAUGGUCACACUUUAGGAUUUCAUCCACAGACUCAAAAGUUAGAACCACCUUGUACAGCAUAAUAAAUAGUACCACAGGAAAGUAUUGCUCAGUAGCUUUCAUUUGAAUGGUCACACUUUAGGAUUUCACCCACAGACUCAAAAGUUAGAACCACCUUGUGCAGCAUAAUAAACAGUACCACGGGAAAGUACUGCUCAGUAGCUUUCAUUUGAAUGGUCACACUUUAGGAUUUCACCCACAGACUCAAAAGUUAGAACCACCUUGUGCAGCGUAAUAAACAGUACCACAGGAAAGUACUGCUCAGUAGCUUUCAUUUGAAUGGUCACACUUUAGGAUUUCACCCACAGACUCAAAAGUUAGAACCACCUUGUACAGCAUAAUAAACAGUACCACAGGAAAGUACAACUCAGUAGCUUUCAUUUGAAUGGUAACACUUUAGGAUUUCAUCCACAGACUCAAAAGUUAGAACCACCUUGUACAGCAUAAUAAACAGUACCACAGGAAAGUACUACUCAGUAGCCUUCAUUUGAAUGGUCACACUUUAGGAUUUCACCCACAGACUCAAAAGUUAGAACCACCUUGUACAGCAUAAUAAACAGUACCACAGGAAAGUACAACUCAGUAGCUUUCAUUUGAAUGGUAACACUUUAGGAUUUCAUCCACAGACUCAAAAGUUAGAACCACCUUGUACAGCAUAAUAAACAGUACCACAGGAAAGUACUGCUCAGUAACUUUCAUUUGAAUUGUCACACUUUAGGGUUUCACCCACAGACUCAAAAGUUAGAACCACCUUGUACAGCAUAAUAAACAGUACCACAGGAAAGUGGUCACACAACAGGAUUUUGUCCUUAGACUCGAAGGUCAUAUCUGUAGAUCGCUAGAACCACCUUACUUACCAGAUCCCGUCAUAUACUCUGGCAGUGAAAGGUUUUAUGUGACCAAAUUCUCAUGGCCUAGUAGCAGCAGUGUUGAUGGGGUUCAACUAGAUUGUGGGAGGCAUUGAGUAAUCUAAUAUUCAGCGUGCUGAACUCAGGAUUGAGAGGUCUUGGUUCAAGCCCUUGCCUGAGCUGGAUUCUUGUGCUUUGUUCUUGGGCGAGACACUUCUUUCUCGUACUCUCACAGUGCCUCACACCAUGGCCCCUGGCCCAGGUGUAUUAAAGGGUAUUGGUGAAUGUAAUGCCGAGGGGUAAUCCUAUGAUGAACUACAGCUCUAGCAUCCUGUCAUUGGGGCAGGUGGAGAGGGGAGUUUGGCCUUUUUUAUUACCUUCUUUAGUAAAGUAUCUUUUGUUUUCAACAGGGGGAUCCCCUUUUUCUGGCUUUGCUUGAGAAACGCCUCAGUGGCUACAAAGACCAUUCAGUGAGACCAGGGUUUUCACCAAAACGCUACAUUGCAUCUCUUGGAAAUUCACUGGAGGGAGACACUUGGAAUCGAUUAACUGCUACAGGUUCUAUAAAGGAUCCAACACUACUGACUUUUGAUCCGAAAGGAGCACCAUUUCACCAGGAUGUUGGUUUGGGCUCUUUAUUUCCUGAUAAACCACAGCCAUACAGUACAAUGUCCCUUCCUCCUGUGUCCCCAUCAAGCUCAAUGUUUGACAGCUCAUUUCAUUUUUACAAGAAUGGAAUGUCAACUGGAGCUGCGUCACUGAUAUCUAUAAAUAGUGAAACAGAAGAAUACGCUCCAUCUUCAAGAGCUUUGAGUCCAGCUGAAUCAUUGAGCAAUCGCCUUCCUGAAGUGGAACUCCUGCCGCAAAGAAGAGACCAGUAUGGACUGUUAAAUGCUAAACAGAAAGAAGACCUAAUUUCUCAUCUUUUACUUCAGAAAACUUUAGAAUCUGAUCUCUCAGACCUUCAGGGAUGGGUGACAAACUACCCAGAUGAAGGGGGAGGGGUAGAACAGGAACCUGCUGUUAUGGUUACCAUACCAAAGAGUAAAGCCAAACACAGAGGGAGCCUUAAAUCGGGCUCUUUUCCUUCCAUACCACGCCUACCCCCUAUACAAUCUGCAGGGGCAAGACCGACAACACCUAUGGAACUUCAAGAUGGCAGAACCGUGAUGCUGGCAUCACGUGAUGAACAAAAAGACACUUUCCCUGACACCAAACAGGAACCUGAUGUUGUUGAUCUAGGUUCUAUACUCUUAGAAUUAAGUUCCUCGGAUCAAAGCAUUCCUUCAUUAGACCAAAGAGACCUACAGGGUAAGUUAAAACCAUCUGGAGUACUUACCAUUUAAAUGGGAAAACCAGAAAUUUCGGUUGGAAAAUCUAAUGGUUCAUGCCAUUCUCUCUGGGAAGCUUCAGAAAAUAUGGGUUUGAUUUGAGGCAAGGCAUUUUUUCUAAUCUUUUAAGUCUGUUCAACUGAUGUUGAUAUACAUACAUACAUACAUAUACCUUAUUUAUACUCAAAAUUUACAGAGUAGCUGUAGAGCUAAUACCUUCGAGAAAAUAAGUUAAAAUAAAAUAAAAUACGCUAUCAUUAUUACAAUUCCAAUAUUACUUAUAAACUAUAGACAACAUUAUAAUUUAUAUGCACAGGGAAAUAUAACUUGUAGAUCUACUGUGGAAAAGCUUCAUAUCUGAUAUACUUUGUAGUGGGUUGUUCUCCCACUAAAUCAAAUUUUAGUUUUAAGUUUAUAAUUACACGCAUUACAUUUCCACCAAGAUGGUGUGUGUAAAUGCUAAGUGCCCCUGGAAUCUUUAUUAUUUUACCAUUAUAUUACCCUUGAGAGCAUUAGAGUAGAUCAUUGUCACAUUAUUACAAUAACAGUUUAACCUUGUCGUUAAGGUGGGGACGUCAUUGCUGGGUCUGAAGCAACUGCUAACAGUGAAAGUAAGAGUGUGUCAAAUGUUAAAGAUGAUGACGAUGUUGCUGCAUCUGACCAAGCUGCUAAUGAGAGUGUAUCAGAAGAUUCAGCUGAAAGAGUGUCUCUUAAAAGGGACUCCAGUGAAGAAGGUACCAUUUCCCUUGUUAGGUUCAGAAAGUCAAGGGAGAUCUAGGGGGUUGGGGGGGGGGAGGGGAGGGGAGGGCAGUUCUCUUGGGUGCCAGUGUAUUCCCUACUAACCUCUGAUCAGGGCUGUCACUAAGAACUGCUUGAUGGGAAUUGUUGUGGUUUUUUUAUGCUUUAUUAGGGCAAAACUAUAAUCAUGAAAAAAAUUUAAAAGACAUGAAUAAAGAAAUAAUUUAUUAUAAUUUAUUACAAGAAUUAUUGAAAAAUAAUAAUAAUUGCGGAUCACCAAAAGGGUAAGUGCAAACAUGACGCUCCCCCCAUGCAAGGCACCGCCCUGUUGUUACUUACAAUUGCAAUGUGUUGUUCCAAAAAUUAUCCACACCACCCCCACAGAAGGGAUUUUUCCUUAGACCCCCCCCCACCUCUCUGGAAAUUCCAGUCAAGCUUCAUACAUGUACUUAAAUUUUUGGGCAUUUGAGAACCCCCCCCCACCCCCCAGGAAUUUCCAAUCCCUCCUGUGGGGGGAGUAUGGAUAUUUCCUGGAACUACACAAUUUCAAUUACGAUGCUGUUAAAUAGCUUAUUUUACCCUUGAAAAAAAAAUUAAUUCAAACCCUAGAUGUACGCUAACAAAAAAAGUCCCCUGGCUUUAUAACUAUGAGCCUGAUCCCACUGGUUACUUUUAUAGGAGGCAAAAGGAAAAUACAACCAACAGAACUCCCUGGCUUUUUAAAUCCUCGCCUACUAUAUUAACUACAUGUGCAUCGCAACUUUUUAACUUUGAAAAAAUUUUAGCGACAGCCCUGCUGAUAUCAUGUCUCUUCGGCCUUAGAUACAGAAUAGUGUUUGAGAAAAUCCCACACCACAGUCCAAGGGUAGAUCUGAUAAAAAAAACAAGACGUGAUUUACUUUUUCCCUUCCUGAUGAUACCUUCUUGUGUUUGUAAUUGCAGCCGACGAACCUUCAGACGUUGUCAAAGGUGAUAAAAAUGAAGGAGAGGCUCAUUCUGAGAGUGAAGAGUCUAUAGCUGGUCAAGGAGUGUUACAGAAUGAUGCAGUCAUAGCUCUUGAUGAUAUAGUUCUUACAGAUGACACCAUUCACAGCGAUGACAAGCAAGGAAACCAGGACAAAAAUAUGGAAGAUGUUGGUGCAGAGAUUGCUAUGACAGAAAGGAAGGAAACUUCUGCCGAAGGAGGAGGUGGCGAACUUGAUAAUGGCGCAGAUUUAGUUGCACCUUUAGGUGACACUGAGCUGGUGGGAAAAGAAGAGACUGGUGCAUCUCAGAACAUAGGACGUGCUGAAGAAAAUGAGGGUAUUAGCCUUGACGGAGAAGAACUUGACGCUACUAAAAAACAGGAGAAUGAAGGGGAACUUUCUCAAGCUGAUGACAGAGUGGCUGUGGAGGAAGGUACAAUAGCUCUAAAAGUAUUCUGUAGUGUUAUGAUUUUAUCACUAAAGCUCAACCAACAUUUAACUUAAGAGUGGAUUUCCAUUGAUGCCGCAAAAUCUUUAUGGGCAUACGCAUGUAAAAUACACAUGCGUAAGUAUAUACGAGAGCUGGGCUCGAAAAAAGUACCAUCCGGUUGGCCGGAACAAGUACAUUUUCUUGCUGGGCAAGUAAGUGGCCCAGGGCAAGCAAAAUGAGGGAGCUGCUUGCCCAGAGAACAAACUGGAAUUCAAGUUUUUUUCGAGCCCUGAAGAGGUGGUGUAUAGAGGGGUGCGAGUAAACGUAAAAAUUUUAACAAGGUUCAACUUACAUGAUUACAUGCCACCUUCCAUACAAUGCCUCUAUUAAUUUUAUUUACGCAGGUAAAAUGCACAUGAGAAUUUUGCGGCAGUUGAAAUCCACCUUAAGUGAGAAACUAGCGUUAACUUUAGAUAACGGGAGGGAUAUGUGGGCCGCUUACCAGAAAUUUUUUUUUCAUCGUAUUUUAGGUGCGGAAUAUCCUGAGGGGGAGGCAGAGCCCCCUCCUCCAAUCAGCUUAGAGGAACUACAGGGUGAAGUCCGAACUGUGGCAAACAAAGUCCUCAGUCGUCCACAGUCUGGCAUGGUGUUCAUGGAGGAUGUCAAGACCGCAAUUGCUAUGUGGGCUGAUCGUUUAUCCUACCUCCUGGGUCCACCUAAAUCAGGUAUGCUUUAUCACAGGCUUAAACAACCUCUGUGUUGUGGACUAUGCUCAAUAGAAACCUUUAGAUUCUAAGAUGAGGACGACUACAAGAAGAAGAUUUUCUCAGAACAAAGUAGUGCGCAUGCGUGAACCAGUAUGAUUUUUCGGUAACUGUUGUAAUAUUCUAUCUACUACAGGUUUUUGUGAAAAUGUCGUAGUGAUGUAAACAAGUUAUCACAUUUUAGAAGUUUUAUCAGUCUUGUGAUUGGGAGGGGGCUUAACCUCUGUCAAUGAAAAAUGGACAAUGAAGUUUACUGGAGUGUAAUUCCUAGUGAUAUCUGUUCCCCUACGUGCCAGGGAAACACAUGCCACUCCUGAUAUGUGUUUCUUUAGUGGAAUGUGUUUUCUGUACCCAGUAACAAUUCCUAGUGAUAUGUGUUCCUCUACGUGAUAUGUGUUACACAUAUCACUAGGGAUAUGUGUUCCUGGCUUGGGGAAACACAUUUCACUAGGGAUGUGUGUUUCCUGGGUAGGGGAACACAUAUCAGGUAAGGGAACACACAUCACUAGUGGAACUUGUUUCGCAGGUAAGGGAACACAUAUCACUGGUGAUAUGUGUUCCCUUACCUGCGAAACCCUACCCUGGAACAGGUAUCCCUAGUGAUAAGUGUUCCCCUAUGCAAUGAUAUGGCCAUAUUGUCUUAGACGAAAUUCUUACUUAUGUUCUGUAAUGUACUUGUAGAUGCACGUGUCAGCUCCGCCGGCCAACAAAGACCUCCCAUGCCAGGUGUGACAACUCGAGGUGUACCAAUCCGUCCCACAAGGCACAGGAAAGUGAGCCGAUCUGCGGGUCCUUCAGUAGCAGCCCUCAGGAAAGCUUUGAUGAUUUCUGGAGGUGAGUGUGACUUCAGCAUGUUAGCGUGAAAGGAUCAGGCAAUAGAAUAACCUGCAAGCAAGCUCCUAAAGGAACUCUGGGGCAGGGGAACGUUCCCACUCCUAGAACCCCCAGGCAGCCUUCUUGCAGGCCAGCAAUAGACAUCAGUCAUGUUUUCCAUAAGAAAGUGGAACAGGAGCAUCAGGUCUUCCUCAGGGGUUAGCUAGGGAGAGAUGAUUAUGAGGGUGGGGUAAAGAGUGUUUCUCUCUCUCCACUCGCUCUCCCCCAGACUUGUUAUAGUCAACCUUUGUAGUUUCACUUUCACUGCAGAGAGCGAGUGGGAGGAGCGUUUUAGGCCGCGAGACAGCCGAGCGAGUAACUAUAUCGCAAGAGGCCCUCGUGGGCCAUAUUAAAUAGGACGAAGGACUUUUUCGAAAGUCAAGUUCUUUUACCUUCGCUUUUCUCUUCCAUUUUCUUCCCCCCCGCCCCUCACAGAAAUGUCUGAUACUCAAGUCAAAGACACAAUGACUUUAUUAGAGAGUUCAGGAAACUGUGGAGAUGGUCUUACGAUUCCAGAUGACAUUAGGAUCCCAGAGUUCUGUAAACCAUGUGAUUGAUACUUAAAAAGGUUGAUUUUUGAAAAUUGUUUCUCUCUUGCAAUGAUUCAGGUGAAGUCCCGGAAAUUGAGACCUUGAAAAACUUGCCGCCUCUUCCAGAAAGAUUCAGGAAGCCUGGCCGAGCACACCCACCGAGUGGAAUAUCUAGUGGACAUGCACGCCGUGAACAACGUGAGUUUUUUUGCUACUUUCAAUAGUUGGAGAACAUCAAGAACUAUAGUUAAACGUCAAAACAAAGGCCAGCAUAGUCCUCUACUUGUAAACAACGUUUUGGGGACUUUUGCUUUUUUGGCCAGACAAAGACCGGAAGUGGCUCGAGUAGAUUCAAACAGCGUUUUCAUCAAAAUUUCUCGGGCCUAUGCAUUAAAGUCGUACUAUUUGAUACACUUCCUGGGCGUUUUGCAGGUCAUUUACUCUUAGCUCUGAACUCUUUAAGCCAUAAGAGCAAACAAAAUUGAAUUUCUCCUUUUAAUACCCGUGCUUAAUAUAAAACACAAUAGUCAUCGAGAAUUAAGAAAGUGUGCCCACGAGAUGAAUUUAAUUCACGCUUAAACAAGGGUUGUCAAAAAGAUUUUAAGUAGCUGGAGAAUGAGAGAAAGUAGCUGCCAUGUGUUUCCCGGCGGGGCACUAGGGAUAUGUGUUUCCCAGGUGGGGGAACACAUAUCACUAGGGAUAUGUGUUUCUCAGGUUGGGGAACACAUAUCUCUAGGGAUAUGUGUUUCCCAGGUGGGGGAAGACAUAUCACUAGGGAUAUGUGUUUCCCAGGUAGGGGAAGACAUAUCACUAGGGAUAUGUGUUUCCCAGGUGGGGGAACACAUAUCGCUAGGGAUAUGUUUGCAGGCAGCAAUAACCUUAAAGUAGCCGGUGAUAUUGCCGGUUACCGGCGCUUUUUUACAACCCUUUAUCAGGUGACCCAGUGGUGACCCAGAUCUAAUGUAGCUCUUUCCGUUCCUUUCAGCCAGGAAAGGUUCCAUUUCAACCAAAGGCUCUGCUUCGUCUGGCGCAGCUCAAUCCAUUCCCUGGGAGAGAAUAUCUAAUGCUGAUAUACAAGCUGAAUUGUUUAGUUAUGCAUUGAAAGAGCCGAGUCUUAAACAAAUGCAGGCUGAUGAAAUCGAGGACGAGGAAUCGGACGAAGACGACGGAAACUUUAAAACAGCUUUAAAUGCUGUUGUCAGCGAAGUAAAACCAGACUAUGCGCUGAUUGAAGCCAAAUCGAGAAUGGCGGUUUCAUCACCAAAGAAGGACCAACAGCCGUUUAAAUUUCCACGGCCGGCGGCUUCCAAGCCGCCAGCUGGUCUUGAAAACAAAAAGCCACCAGGGCAACCCAAGGGGAAAGCGAAAACGACUCCGGCAAAGAAACCAGCCGCGCCUAAGAAAAAGGGCGGGAAGAAACCAGCAAAGCAAGGGACAAAGCAAGCUAAAACCACCAAAACUACAAAAGGGAAAUCAGAAGCACCGAAGAAGGUAGAGCUGGAGAAAACAGAGGAAGUUGGUGAGAAGGUUGCCGAGGAUUUAACGAUGGAGGAAAAAGCCGAAGUUAUUCGGAUCGAUUCGGAAACCGGUGAGCGUGAGCCUGAAGCUUCAGACGGAACUCUUGCGUCUUCUGGUGUUUCAAGAGAUACUUCAGCCAGAAUAUCUUCAAAAGCCUCUGAUGAGUUAAAGGAUAGCAAGGUUGAUGAACCCACUGAAACCAGCGAAACAUUAGUCCCCGAGCUCCCGCGAAUUGUUCCGAAACCACCCGAGCCGGAGCCUGUGCCGUCGGAGCCCGAAGAAAAGCAACCUUCUGUAGAAGAGGUGCAAAAGCCCGCUCAGGAGUCUAGAGCUGCCAGGAGGGCAGCUGAGCGAGCUGCCGCUGCAGAAAGAAGGCGCCAAGAGGUAGAGCGUAAGAGAAAGGAGAGAGAAGAAGCAAAGAGGCGCGCUCUGGAAGAGGAAGCCAGAUUGGAACAACUGAGGCUUGAGGCAGAGGAAGAAAUGAAGAGGAGAGAGGAAGAACGAAGGUAAGGAAGCUUAAUAACGCGCACUAUGUGGACUCAUGUUUGCUUCACAAGUUACUAGGUAAUGAUGGGUUAUAGUACGUAUUGGCUCAAUAAAGCGCACUAUAUUGGACCCAUGUUUGCUUCACAAGUUACUAGGUAAUGAUGGGUUAUAGUACGUACGCAAACCUCGAACCUUCUCCUCUGUUUACGCGAGGAGGGGUAGAAACAGCGCGCAUCUCAUUUACGGGGUGUUUCUUGGUGUUUCAGAAACUUUUGUUGGUUCACUUUUGUGUUGUGGUGAUGGGGUAGCCGGUCAAUUCGCCCCGGUUAAUAGAGGGCUAAGUAACCGUGGCGAAUUGACCGUAAAGCGGUGUGGAUAUUGUUCUGUGUUGUGGUGAUGUUGGGUCAGCCGGUCAUUUCGCCCCAGUUAAUAGGGGGCUAAGUAACCGGGGCGAAAUGACCGUAAAGCGGUGUGGCAUUGUUCUGUGUUGUGUUGUGGUGUUGGGGUAGCCGGUCAAUUCGCCCCGGUUAAUAGGGGGCUAAGUAACCGUGGCGAAUUGACCGUAAAGCGGUAUGGGUAUUGUUCUGUGUUGUGUUGUGGUGUUGGGUUAGCCGGUCAUUUCGCCCCAGUUAAUAGGGGGCUAAGUAACCGGUGCGAAUUGACCGUAAAGCGGUGUGGGUAUUGUGCUGUGUUAAUCUAUUGUAUUACGUCACUUGGUGAUUCCACCCAUCCACAACAUCAAGAAACUACCCAUUUACCUCAAACGAAUCCGAGAACUAUAGAAAAGUACAGUUCUCCUUGACGCCGGGUGAACUCCUCUCCUUACGCAUUUAAAACAGCCAACGACAAAGUGCAAGCAUAAUUACUAUCAGUUGGCAUUGGAAAAUGAUCACGUGGUCACUUUUGUCGUUCGUCAUGAGCCAACGUGUCAAGUGCUAAGGGACCCACCAUUUAACUCUUGAGGGGGGUGGGGGGGGGGAGUGGAUGAUUUCUGGUCAUCAAGAAUUUUUUUUCUUCCAGCAAUCUGGUGGGCAGGAUAUUUUUUUCCAUAAGCUUUCUAUUACAUUUGUGCUGCAUGCAUUUUUUUUCUUCCGACAAGCGCUUGCAGAAACUGUUUUUUUCAAAAUCAACCACCCCCCCCCCCCCGUCAAGAGUUAAAUGGUCGGCCCUAAGUGUGAGAGACGAGCGCCGCCUCGCGUUCGACCGUCCCGCUGUAAGAUCAGUCAAAAUAACGCCUGUUGUGAGGACUGCGUUAAAUUCAAUGCAAUUCGGGAAAAAAAUUUUGAAUAGCCUGGGAAUAUUGUAAGAGACUCAAUCACAAGUGCUCUGAAACGGAAAAGCUAAAAUGCUGAGAUCUUUUUGUUAAGAUCAUAGUAAAAUAUUAGUUGGUUGUUGUUGGCAUUUUAAAAAAUUCGCUCUUAGCAGUUCAGUAAUAUUCUGAUAAUAUCGGGCUAUUGGUACCUGUCCGCUCAAUGGGGAAUGGCGCUUAAUGCGGCUUGAUCGUGUUUAACUCUGUAUUUAUCUUGUGUAGACUAAGACGGCAAGAGAAAGACGAAGCAAACCAGCGUGAACGCGAGGAAGAACUGGAGCGUGAGCGACAGUCGAAGAUUAAAGCUGAGAAGGAACGGCGCGCACGCGAGGAGUGGAAGAGACGACAGCAGCAAGUACUAGCGCAGAGAAAACUGGAGGAAGAGUUAAGGCGAGAGCAAGAGAAGAUUGAAGCUGAGCUGGAGGCAGCGAGACUUAGAGAAGAAGAGGAAAGAAUAAAGGCCAUGGAAGAGUCUGAGAGAAUCGCCUUCCUGGAGAAAUUGCGUCGCGAGGAGGAAGAGUUACGAAGAAGACUUGAGGAACAGAAGCGAAUAGAAGAAGAGGAGAGGCAAUUACGAGAAGAAGAAAAAAGACGAAGGGAAGAAGCGCUGGCCUUGCUUCGGCAAAAACAGCUACAGAGACAUUUAUUUAUAGCAGGAAUAUUAAAAGAAAGCCAUUAUUUUUCAUUAUCCCAGAGAUUAACCAGAGCUUUUACGUUUUCGUAUUUUGAUCUUCUUCCUUGGAAUGAGUUAAACCACCUGACGCCACGAACCGGUUCUCCUGUGCGUGAUAUUCUUUCAUCUGUGAAGGAGAAAAUUCCUGCAACUAUUUUGGAAGAAGACGAGAAUAUAGAAGAUUAAGAGAUUGUAAAUUGGUUAUUUAUUUUAUUUGAAUUUUACGUCUCAGAGAUUAUGCGACAGAAAAGAAGAUUUAUUUGUACAUAUUUUAAGACUAAUAAG